Molecule: messenger RNA, 624 nt
Organism: Arachis ipaensis
Lineage: Eukaryota; Viridiplantae; Streptophyta; Magnoliopsida; Fabales; Fabaceae
Product: transcription elongation factor 1 homolog
Biological process (GO): transcription elongation by RNA polymerase II
Cellular component (GO): transcription elongation factor complex
Molecular function (GO): RNA polymerase II complex binding
Source: RefSeq, a predicted model, not a curated record
UAGCUUUGAUUUUGUGUAAAAAUCAGGAUUUGAGCAAUGGAAAAGAGAAAAUCAUCAGCAAAGCCACCUCUAAAGAAGCGAAUGGAUAAGCUUGACACUGUCUUUAGCUGCCCUUUCUACAAUCACGGUAGCAGUGUCGAAUGCCGAACUGAUAUGAAGAACUUGAUAGGAGAAGCUUCUUGCAGGAUUUGCCAAGAGAGCUUUAGCACUACUGUCACAGCUUUAUCUGAACCAAUCGACAUAUACAGUGAAUGGAUUGAUGAAUGUGAAUGGGUGAACAACCCUGAAGAUGAUGGUGCUUAGUAGCGGAUGGAAAAUUCUGUAUUUGUGUCAGCUCCUACUGGUGCAACUACCUAUAUUACUCUUUAGUCUUUAAUAGAGUUUGUAAAACUACAUGUACGCUAAAAACAAUGAGAAUAAUUGCUAUUGCAAUCUGUGUUUGUCUCGUGUCAAUUUUCAAUGCGCAAAUAGCUAAUUAUGUUUUCCAUUAAGGAAAGACAAGGUCUUACAUGUUAUGAUUGUUUAAUAAAACCUACUUCUGAAAGUGUCUCAUUACGGACGAGGUUUUUAGUAUUAUCAUUGUCUUUUGAAUGAAAUUGGUUAUAUAAAUUAAACGAUAUUAUU